Messenger RNA from Cladophialophora psammophila CBS 110553, 714 nucleotides. RefSeq lists its product as uncharacterized. The record is from RefSeq and is a predicted model, not a curated record. Gene Ontology annotation, biological process: import into nucleus. Lineage: Eukaryota; Fungi; Ascomycota; Eurotiomycetes; Chaetothyriales; Herpotrichiellaceae. The transcript has 2 exons. Gene Ontology annotation, cellular component: cytoplasm. Bases 1 to 714 code for a protein of 237 amino acids.
AUGGCGAAAGCUCUCAUUCUCGGCAGCACUGGCCUAGUGGGGUCUUUCAUUCUGUCAACCCUGAGAACCAAUCCGUCUUCUCAGUUCUCCAGCAUUGAGAUCAUUGCUCGACGAUCUCCUCCAGCCGCGGCAGGUCCAUCCAUCCCAGUCAAUGAGUUCGUUGAGAAGGAUACGUCCAAAUGGGCCGCUCAUCUCUCGUCCUUGUCUCCACCAGCCUCUGUCCUCUUCUGUGGUCUCGCCACGACGCGAGCUGCAGCGGGCGGCUUCGACAAACAGUACAAGCUUGAGCACGACUUGAACAUUGAGCUUGCCAAAGCUGCCAAAGAGGCAGGAACAAAGACCUAUGUCUUAAUUUCCUCCGGCGGCGCCGACCCUCACUCAUUGUUUGGGUACACCAAAAUGAAAGGCGAGAUUGAAGAAGACGUGAAGGCCCUCGAAUUCGAUCAUACGAUUAUUCUUCGACCAGGCCUUAUUAUUGGCAAGCGUCAAGACAGCCGGCUUGUGGAAUUCAUCUUGCAGGGGUUUGCUUCUGGAUUGGGCAGACUCCAUCGGUCACUGAAGGAUGUGUGGGCUCAAGAUGCAGAUAUCAUCGCAAAGGCAGCUGUUGCUGCAGCGAUCAAGGCCGAAAAAGGAGAGGUCAAGGAUAAAGUAUGGGUGAUUGGCCAAAAAGAAAUUCUCCAGCUUGGGUCUAAGGAAUGGAAGGCAGAUUCCUAA